This is a messenger RNA of Notolabrus celidotus (New Zealand spotty), 1249 nucleotides long. Its product is annotated as tropomyosin alpha-3 chain. Bases 258 to 977 code for a protein of 239 amino acids. The record is from RefSeq and is a predicted model, not a curated record. NCBI's taxonomy places the organism in Eukaryota, Metazoa, Chordata, Actinopteri, Labriformes, Labridae. Gene Ontology annotation, biological process: actin filament organization; muscle contraction. Gene Ontology annotation, molecular function: actin filament binding. The transcript is spliced from 10 exons. Gene Ontology annotation, cellular component: actin filament.
UAUCGUUAGCAUCUUGUGAACACUUAAACAAACAAAUUGGUUUAUUAGCUGAACAUUUAAUGGUGCUAAUGUUGAUGUGAUAAAGUUUUUGCAAAACUCAAAAAAUGACAUUUACAGAAUGGUGUACAGACUCUGGUCUAACUCUGUAGGUGUCCUCAGACCAGUUUUUGUAAACUCUUCUUUUUUUUACGGGGGAUCCUGAGAGUUUAAUCUACUCAUUGGCUGAUUUCUGUGCACAUGAAGAUGAGAUCCUGCAGAUGCAGAAGAAGCUGAAGGGGACAGAGGAUGAGCUGGAUAAAUACUCAGAGGCUCUGAAGGAUGCUCAGGAGAAGCUGGAGGUGGCUGACAAGAAGGCAGCUGACGCUGAGGCUGAGGUGGCGUCCCUGAACAGACGUAUCCAGCUGGUGGAGGAGGAGUUGGACCGAGCUCAGGAGAGACUGGCCACAGCUCUGCAGAAACUGGAGGAGGCGGAAAAAGCUGCAGAUGAGAGCGAGAGAGGAAUGAAGGUGAUUGAGAAUCGGGCUCUGAAGGAUGAGGAGAAGAUGGAGCUUCAGGAGAUCCAGCUGAAAGAAGCCAAACACAUCGCAGAGGAGGCCGACCGCAAGUACGAGGAGGUGGCUCGUAAACUGGUGAUUGUAGAAGGAGAGCUGGAGCGUACAGAGGAGAGGGCGGAGCUGGCUGAGGCGAAAUGUGCAGAGCUGGAGGAGGAGCUGAAGAACGUCACCAACAACCUGAAGUCUCUGGAGGCUCAGGCAGAGAAGUACUCUCAAAAAGAAGACAAAUAUGAAGAAGAGAUCAAGAUCCUGACGGACAAACUCAAAGAGGCUGAGACUCGAGCUGAGUUUGCAGAGAGAUCUGUGGCCAAGCUGGAGAAGACCAUCGAUGACCUGGAGGAUGAGCUGUACGCACAGAAACUGAAGUACAAAGCCAUCAGCGAGGAGCUGGACCAUGCCCUCAAUGACAUGACCUCCAUCUAAACGUCCAGAAGCUCCAGGUCCUGUCAGAGAGACUGCUGGACAUCAUCUGAGCUCAGUCCGUCCCCCAUCCUUUAUACUGUCUGCUGUAUCUUUCCUUGAUCCUAUGUGUGCCCUGUGCUCUUUGUCAUAAAGUCGCUUAUUUAUCGCUCAGUGGUGUCCUCGCUCAUGUUUAUAUGUCUUAGUCCGAUUUCCCUCUGCGUUGUUCCUCUGUAUCACCUUUGUUCUGUUCCUGUGUUUAAUAAAGGAGGGAAGAAAUGCCUGACUUCAUGCAA